Messenger RNA from Exophiala mesophila, 1602 nucleotides. RefSeq lists its product as uncharacterized. Bases 1 to 1602 code for a protein of 533 amino acids. The record is from RefSeq and is a predicted model, not a curated record. Lineage: Eukaryota; Fungi; Ascomycota; Eurotiomycetes; Chaetothyriales; Herpotrichiellaceae. Gene Ontology annotation, molecular function: monooxygenase activity; heme binding; iron ion binding. The transcript is spliced from 4 exons.
AUGGCACUUGGAACACUCCUCCCAGUCGUCGGUGCUUCUGUGGUGGCUCUCAUCAUCUAUGCUGUCCUAUUCAUCGGGCGGCGUGAAAAGGGUCUUCCUCCUGGUCCUCCCACCGCUCCUAUCAUAGGCAAUCUACACCAGAUUCCAACCAAAGGAUCAUAUCUCAAAUUCACCGAAUGGUCCAAAACCUACGGCGGGAUUUUCUCCUUGAAGCUAGGCACUGGGACCGGCAUUGUCUUGACGGACCGAAAACUGAUCAAACAACUACUAGACAAGAAAUCCAGCAUUUACAGUAAUCGACCACACAGCUAUGUGUCACAUAACCUCAUCACUGGUGGUGACCACGUGCUGAUCGCACACUACGGCAAGACAUGGCAACGAUAUCGGAAAGUCAUCCACCAGCAUUUCAUGGAGUCUAUUGUCAUGAAAGAUCAUUUGCCGUUGCAGCAGGCUGAGGGCUCUCAAUUGCUUUAUGACUAUCUCACUGACCCUGAGAAUCAUAUGUGGCAUCCUAAGCGGUUCACCAAUAGCAUUGCCUGUGGCACGAUCUGGGGAGUGAGGUCUCCUUCUAUCGACACGCCGCAUAUGAAGAGGUUGUAUCAUUUGAUGGAAGACUGGUCUGUCGUUAUGGAGCCUGGGAACACGCCUCCUGUUGACAUCUUCCCCUUUUUGCACUGGAUCCCCGAGAAGUUGUUUGGAAACUGGAGGUCGCGUGCGACACACGUCGGCGAUGCCAUGAACGGCCUAUACUGCGACAUGCUCGAGGGUCUGGAGCGACGCCGCGAAAAAGUCGGCCCUCGAUUCUCCUUUAUGGAUCGAGUCUUGGACCAACGAGACAAGCUGGAGCUGAACAAGCACCAGUUGUAUUUCCUCGGUGGCACCAUGAUGGAGGGAGCCAGUGACACAAGUUCCAGUAUCAUUUUAUCUGCUGUUCAGGCCUUUGUCAAGUGGCCUGAAGUCAUGCGGAAGGCCCAGCGCGAGAUCGACUCUGUCGUUGGGGAAGACCGCUCCCCCGUCUGGGCAGACUAUGACAAACUACCCUACGUGGCAGCAACCGUCAAAGAGGCCAUGCGUUGGCGUCCCGUUGUACCAUUGGCAUUCCCGCACGCAGCAGAUGAAGAUGACUGGAUCGACGGCCACAAGAUCCCAAAAGGGAGUGUCGUCUUCCUCAACGCGUGGGGCAUCCAUCAUGACCCCGUCCGCUUCCCCGACCCCGAUACUUUCGACCCAGAUCACUACAAAGGCGUCACCGCAUUGGCCUCGGAGCUGGCUCAGAGUGUCAACCCUGACGACCGAGAUCAUUAUGGUUAUGGUGCGGGACGUCGGCUGUGUCCCGGCAUUCAUCUGGCGGAGCGCAAUCUGUUCCUGGCCAUCUCAAAACUGCUUUGGGCCUUUGACUUCAAGCCCGGCAAAGACGACCAGGAUCAAGACGUUGUCCCAGAUGUUGACCCCACCACUGGCUACAGCGAGGGCUUUUUAGUCUGCGCAAAACCAUAUGCACUCGACAUCCAGGUCAGGAGUGAAAAAAGGAGAGAAACCAUAAUCAACGAGUUCGAGGCCGCCAAGAGGGAUUACUUUGCUAAAUUCGACGUCACCGCGUGA